Torulaspora globosa is the source of this 2265-nucleotide messenger RNA. It is a transcript of the gene MPT5, whose product is annotated as Mpt5p. Gene Ontology annotation, molecular function: mRNA binding. Bases 1 to 2265 code for a protein of 754 amino acids. The transcript has a single exon. The record is from RefSeq and is a predicted model, not a curated record. Gene Ontology annotation, biological process: post-transcriptional regulation of gene expression. Gene Ontology annotation, cellular component: cytoplasm. NCBI's taxonomy places the organism in Eukaryota, Fungi, Ascomycota, Saccharomycetes, Saccharomycetales, Saccharomycetaceae.
AUGUCUUAUAAUCAUCAACCGCAGCUCUCGGUGAAUUCGAUACAGUCGUUGGUGGAGCCCGUGACACCUCCACCGCUAGGUCAGAUGAACAACAAGAAGUACCACCAGAAGACUCAAUCGCUGGAUCUGUCCGAGUUCAACCAGUUCAUCUCGUCGUCGUCCGCUAGCGAGUCGCCUCUGGCAAUGGCGAAGAAUUUCUCGCCGAACGCCACUGCUGCAAACAAUGCGUCCUCGAAUCUGCCUUUGAUUAACGAGUUUGAGAUAGCCUUUGAGAACUGCAAUGCAAACUCGACCAACUCGAACACUACAACGACUGCUUCCUCGUUGAGGAAUGUCUCGAUCACUUCCAAUGAGCAGCUUUUGAACAAUAACCCCAUGCUAGAGAUCACUUCUCUGCCCCUGAGUGAGCUGGACUACGUCAAGCUGGCUACGGAUCAGUUCGGUUGUCGCUUCCUCCAGAAGAAACUGGAGUCUCCCUCGGAGUCCAAUAUUGUCCGUGACUUGAUGUACGAUCAGAUCAAGCCAUACUUUCUGGAGCUGAUCCUGGACUCUUUUGGGAACUAUCUCAUCCAGAAGCUCUGUGAGUAUCUCACGGCUGACCAGAAGACUACGUUGAUCCAGUCGAUCUAUCCGAAUGUUUUUCAGAUUUCUAUCAACCAGUACGGAACCCGGUCGCUCCAAAAGAUCAUAGACACUGUUGAUAACGAAAACCAGAUCGAUCUGAUCAUUAAGGGCUUUUCCCAGGAGCACACCACGGUGGAUCAGGUUGUGACCUUGAUCAAUGACUUGAACGGCAACCAUGUGAUCCAGAAGUGUAUCUUCAAGUUCCCACCUUCGAAGUUCAGCUUUAUCAUCGAUGCCAUCGUUGAGCAAAAUAAUAUCAUUACUGUUUCUACCCACAAGCACGGCUGCUGCGUUCUGCAGAAAUUGCUGAGUGUUUGCACUUUGCAACAGAUUUUCAAAAUAUCGGUUAAGAUCGUCCAAUUCUUGCCGGGUCUUAUCAACGACCAAUUCGGUAAUUACAUCAUUCAGUUUCUGCUAGAUAUCAAGGAAUUGGAUUUUUAUUUACUGGCUGAAAUUUUCAACAGGGUAUCCGGCGAACUUUGUCGGUUAUCUUGCCUAAAGUUCUCCUCCAACGUUGUUGAGAAGUACAUCAAGAAGCUAUUUCGCACCAUCGUCGUGACCGUGCCCAAGAGCGAUAGCGAAGUUGCGAGGGAUUUGAACGAUGACGUCGUCUCGGCGGCAAUGCGUAUUUUGCUGACAAUAAUCGAUAUUUUUACGCUGAAUUUGAAUAUAUUGAUCAGGGACAACUAUGGCAAUUACGCUCUUCAGACGUUGCUAGAUGUCAAGAAUUACUCUUUGAUAUUGGAGUACCCAGGUAACCCUGUUAUUAGGAAUAGUAGGUUGGCCAAGUUCAGUCAUGAUUUUACUGCGAAGAUUGGAAACUUGGUAGUUAUGACAAAGGAGUUUUUGCCCAGCAUCAAGACCACUUCAUAUGCGAAGAAGAUUAAAUUGAAGGUGAAGUCGUAUGCGGAAUUAAGUGGGAUCCAAUUUGGCGACCUUUCUCCCAAGAAAGCUACGCAUAACCACAACAGCAAUGGGAACCAGGGCGGCAACCAUUUUGGUCACUUUAAGAACAACAAGAGUGGUUCUGGAGCAGGCCAGAAGCAGCAUGCUCGCCACUUUUCAUUGCCCGCUAAUGUAUAUCACAGGAGAAGCAGCAGCUCAGCAUCGCUACCUUUCGCAGUCCCCCAGCAAGGAGUACAACAAAACCAAAAUAUCAUGAACACUCUCUGCGACCAUGUGGGAGUGAACUCUGUGAGCUCAAUAAGCUAUCAGUCGCCAUACGUUCCGAACGGGUCCUUAACUCAAGGUUUCCCACCGCAGCAACCAUUUGUCGGCACUCCGCUACCAAAGCCAAAUUCAAAUCCGAACCUGCAGAACGAACAUCAGCCCAUUGUCAGCAUGGGCUUCGUAAACGACAGCAGUAGCAGCAACAGUAGCAGCACCAAUUUAUUUCAGAAUACUGGUAACGAUUUAACGAUGAUGAACACUUUUGCAUAUUCAACAAGUUCUCAAUCAAGCCUAAGGGAACCCAAUUUUUCCCAGCAGAGAGUUGUCAGCAACCCCUUCCCAAUGCAGCCGCAACCUUUCCAGCAACAGCCUAAUUUGAUGGGGACCAACUAUCUCACUCCUCCAUUAUAUAUGGAUGGUGUUCAAGGUGAUUAUGUGCAAGGUAGUAAGCAGCAUUUUGGGUUUCAUUGA